Triticum aestivum (bread wheat) is the source of this 4657-nucleotide messenger RNA. RefSeq lists its product as uncharacterized. The transcript is spliced from 18 exons. NCBI's taxonomy places the organism in Eukaryota, Viridiplantae, Streptophyta, Magnoliopsida, Poales, Poaceae. The record is from RefSeq and is a predicted model, not a curated record. Bases 148 to 4581 code for a protein of 1477 amino acids.
UUCUUUUCCAUUUUCGUUUCUGUUUUUACCAUUUAUUAUUAAUUCUCUCUACGAUCUCGUCCUCUUCCCCUCCCCCUUCCGUUUGGUUUGAUCCCUGGCAUUCAAUUGCGCGCGAGGCGUAGCCCGUGCUCCGAUCGCGCGGCGCGUAUGGCGCUCCCCGGCGGCCCCGCCGCGCCGACGCCGGAGCCGGAGCCGCUCAGGCUGGCGGAGGAGGAGGUGCGGGAGGCGGAGCUGUUCGAGGAUGCGGUGGACGUGUCGCCGACCGCCUCCGCGCACCCGGUGACAUGGCGCGAGGGCGAGGCCGCACCGUCGUCGUCGCCGUCGAUGUCGGUGUCGAUACCGCACCGCCACGAGGCGGGGGCCGCGGACGAGGAGGAGGAGGCGUACGAGUCACCUCCGGCGUCGGGGGCGUCGGGGCAUACGGGGAUUGACGGCCCGGGGUGGUCGCCUUCGGUUUCCGAAUCGCGAGAGGGCAGCGCCUCGACGUUGGGGCAGCGCGCCGAGGAGGUGGGGAAUUGGGUGGCCCCGUCGGGGGCAGCAGGCUCGCCAGGGAUGGAGGACUCGAGGUCCAGGUCCUCGUCGGCACCGCCUUCGCCCAGGCCGCCGUCGUCGCCUGCGCCGCAGACCAGGCCGCACCCGAGGCACGUGCGGACCAGCAGCUUCCAGCGGUUCCGGCAGCAGAUGCAGCGCGCGUGGAAGUGGGGGCCCGUCGGAGGUGGAGGAGACGCCGAGAGGAGCCCCAGGGAGCAGUUGCUGCGCACUACGGUGAACAUUGAGGCUAUGGCGAACCAGAAGCGGCAGUGGUAUCAAGUCCACGCCAAGGAUCAGAAUCAAUUUAAGGAACCAUCAUCACUCUUUGAACAUUUUUUCGUAGUUGGACUCCAUUCUUAUGCAAAUGUUGCAGUAGUUGAGGAUGCUUUUGCAAAAAAGAAAGCUUGGGAGUCUAAUGUAGCAUGCUCAGAGGUUGUUGAUCUUAGUAAAAUUCAGUACCAUGGACCAAUACCAACCAUGGAACCACAGAUUCUUUUCAAAUAUCCACCUGGAAAGAAAGAGGAUAUUAGAGAGGCUGAUUUACCCUCGUUCUGUUUUCCUGAAGGUGUAAAGGCUCGCUUAGUCGAGAGGACUCCUUCCAUGAGUGAUCUAAAUGAAGUGAUAUUUGGGCAGGAACAUCUGUGCCGAGAUGAUUUGUCCUUUAUCUUCUUCCUAAAGGUAUCGGACAAUGCACCACUAUAUGGUGUUUGCCUUCAUGUCCAGGAAAUUGUUCAAAGAGCCCCUGGUAUACUAGGAGCAGUCUCACCCCUAAAUCAGACUUCCUACAAGCCAAGCCGUUUCUUGGUUUCUGCACCACGUUGUUACUGUUUACUCACAAGAGUACCUUUUUUUGAGCUACAUUAUGAGAUGUUAAACAGCAUAAUUUCACAGGAGAGGCUCGAAAGGAUAACACAGUUUGCCAGUGAAAUUGCUCUGGCAGGGCCAGUCCCCCGUUCCUUGAGAGAACAGUUACAAGAUCAAUCAGAUGGAGAUUUUGAAUCUCCAAAUGGGCUUUCGUACAAUGACUGGACAGAAUAUGCUGUACCUGUCGACAGUAUAUCAGGUCUUGUUUCUUCACCAGGACUUACAUCAGAAAGAGACGCCCCUUCAUAUUUGUUCAGGAGUUGGGAACCUAAUUCUCCUGAAAGUAUAUCUGCUAGUGAGACUUCAGAAUCUAGUUAUGCAAAAGAACCUGAGAAGGAAGGAAGACAUAGUUUCCAACAAUAUGAAGAUUGUAUAUCACAGAACACGGAAUCCCGCUGUGAUAGCUUUGGAAGAGCAAGUAGUACUUCUGAGAAUGGACAUACUUCCCCAGAUCUUCUGUCCAUGCAUUCUCCUAUCUCUACAAGAUUAGAACGCACACAGAGUAUGGAGUCUUUACACAGUUCAGUCAAAGGUGCUGGGUCAGAUGAAGAAGACGAUGAAGUAAAUGUGAAGAAUGAAAGUGGUGUUGAUGAUGGCAAAGUUCUGGGAUGGGCUAAGGCACACAAUAAUGAACCUCUACAAAUUGUUUGUGGUUACCAUGUUCUUCCUCUGCCACCUCGCGGAGGAGAAAUUGUCUUCCAACCCCUUGAACAUCUCCAGCCUGUUAAAUACUCCCGACCUGGAUUAUCAUCAUUGGGGUUAGGAGACACAAAUUUGGACAAUGAUUUGAAUUCGGCAGAAACAAAUCUGGUCAUUGUGAAUGCCCGCUUGGUCGCUGCAGAAGAAGCUCUUGCAUUAUCAAUAUGGACUAUGGCUACAGUUUGCCGUGCUUUAUCUCUGGAAAGUAUACUAGCAUUAUUCACUGGAGUUCUGUUGGAGAAGCAAAUUGUGGUAAUAUGCCCAAAUCUGGGUGUACUGUCAGCAAUUGUUUUGUCAAUUAUACCGAUGAUUAGGCCAUUCCAGUGGCAAAGUUUACUGCUUCCUGUUCUACCAAGAAAAUUGAUUGAUUUCAUCGAUGCCCCUGUCCCUUUCAUUGCUGGUAUCCAACAUAAACCCCCUGAUAUCAAGAUGAAAGCGUCUAGUCUUGUCAGAAUCAAUGUACAGAAAGAUCAGGUCAAGGCAAAUUUAUUGCCUCAACUUCCACGUUACAAGGACCUUGUUUCUGAUCUCAGUCCAAUUCAUGCUAGACUUUCAUGUGAGAAUGCUUUGGCCAAGAAACAUCCUAUGUAUAAAUGCAACGAAGUUCAGGCUAAGGCAUCUUGUCAGUUCUUAAAUGUUCUGAGAACCUACUUGGAGUCACUUUGUUCUGAGUUGCGCUAUCAUACCAUCACCAAUGUACAGUCAGAUAAUGACAGGGUUUCCUUGCUUCUGAAGGACAGUUUUAUUGAUUCCUUCCCCUCGAAAGAUCGACCGUUCAUGAAGCACUACGGCGGCACCGAGGACGCCCGCUCCAACCGUGCCGCAGCGCUCAACAUCUUCUACGGCCUCGCGCUCACCGAGGCGCUGCUCUUCCUUGUCGAGAAGGCGCUAUGGGAGUGGAAGGUGGGCCACCGCCGCCUCCUCGAGUGCGUCGCCGACGACUGCAAUCUCGCCGGUGCCUACGGCCAGGUCGCCGUACGCCGCUUCUUCUACGACUCCUACUCGCGCUGCCUCAACGGCAGCAUCUUGGACGGCCUCCACAUGGGCCUCGUCUCCUACGCUGAUGAUCUCAUCACCGCGGGCUCGCGCGACGAGCAGAGCCUCGGCGCCGGCAUCCUCGUCGCGCUCGUCGAGUCCGACCGCUUCGCCGAAGCCACGCUCCGCAGGAUCAGCGUCUCCGCGCCCACCAUCCAGCGCCUCAUCGAGAUGCUCAGCUGGAAGGACUCCUCGGAGCGCGAUGUCCGGCGCUCGGCCGCCGCCGUCGUGUCCAUGCUCACCGGGAGGAAGCUCGUCGCGCUCCGCGUCCUCGGCAUUCCAGGUGCCAUCGAGUCCGUCGCCUCGCUGCUUUAUGCCGACCUCGACGAGCUCAACAUCCUCGGCCUCUCCACCCUCAAUAAGCUGGCGCAAGACCACGACAAUUGCGACAAGAUUGGCAAGACCAGGGGCCUCCUCGAAACCAUCAUCUCCUACUCCAGCAUCGACCAUGCGCUGGCGUCGCCCUCGCAGAGGGACAUGAGGCUCAAGGCUGUCAAGAAGUCGCUCCGCGUUGUCAAGAGGCUGGCCGGCACGAGGGGGGACACCGGGAAGCUGCUCCGACGGGAGCUCACCGACAUCGUCUUCACCGUGAGCAACGUCAGGGAGAUCCUGCAGCGGCACGACAAUAAGUUCCAGUCGGAGCUGCACCAGUUAGCCAUCGAGAUACUCACGAGCCUCGCGAUGGACGAGGACGCCAGGGAGAUCAUCGGCGGGACGGGGGACGUGGUGAGCGUGCUGGUCACCACGUUCUUGCCGGCGGCGUUUACGACGAAGGAGUGUCAACGGGCGGACGUUGUCCGGGUGGAGGCCGGCGAGGCGCUCGCGAUGCUGGCCCUCGAGAACAAGAAGAACUGUGGAGCGAUCAUAAUGGCUCUUGGCGGAGGGAUCGGGCGGCUCGUUGAUGCGCUGAACGACCCCGUCGUCGUCGUCGGUGCCGCGAGGAUCAUGCACAACCUCUGCUCCUACUCCGGCGACGAGUGGCAGCUCCCUCUGAGAGGGGUCACCGUCGGCGCCGACAAGGUGCUGAGGUCCAUCACGGUGGAGAAGGCCAAGAUCCUCAACAUCUUUAUCGGGCUCGCGGCGCAGAUGCUCCGCUUCAUGGAGCCCGGGGAGCUCCGGGGGAGCCUCGCCGCAGCGGGCGUGGUGGACACGGUGCUGGCGAGGUCGCUGGUGCAGGUGCUGCGGGAGUACAGCCGCCCGUCCAUGGACGUGCCCCGGGCCCGACGGUACACCAUAGAGCUUGCCAUGGCAUUGAUGCAGUCGGACGCACGCUACGUGGUCCUGUUCGUGGAGCUCGGCAUGGAGAGCGAGCUGAGGCGCGUGGCCAUGACCACCUCACAGCUGGAGUGCUUCAACGUCUUCUCCGGCAGCGUCGGGCUCAGCCGCAGAGACACCAGCGUCUGUUCCCUCGUCCAGUCGGCGUUGGAGCAGAUGAACAAGGGCUGGAAUUAAGCCCUGAAACUACCACAUAGAGUAUAUAUAUAUAGUGUAGAUUGCUAUCUGUUGUACUGUUCUUCUUUCUAUGCAU